Molecule: messenger RNA, 1837 nt
Organism: Pieris napi
Lineage: Eukaryota; Metazoa; Arthropoda; Insecta; Lepidoptera; Pieridae
Product: androgen-dependent TFPI-regulating protein-like
Exons: 5
Coding region: 140-847 (235 amino acids)
Cellular component (GO): membrane; endomembrane system
Source: RefSeq, a predicted model, not a curated record
UUAUAAAUAAUAGAACAUUGUAAAACACACUUAUCGCAAGUCGUGUCUUGUUAUACGUGAAGUUAGCGGUCACAUUAAUUUAAACCGGAUUUGUUUUGUAUACACCCUUAAAAAUUUGUGGAUAUUAUUUGUUUAAGUCAUGGAAUACAGAAAACAUAGAAUUUUCGGAUAUUCAUUAGCAAUAUUUAUGCAUAUGGCUAAUAUGCUAUAUAUGGGAACAUAUAUAUCCCCAAGGGUCUACGAUAAUCCAAAACUUAUGAAGUUUAAAAAUUUACAACCGAGAUUCUUUACGAUCUGGACCUUGAUUUUGCAAUUGAUAUACUCUGCUGUAAGUUUGAUAUGUGAAUUAAUGUUGGAAAACACAACGAAUAGGAAAAACACAAUUCGUUAUGUAAAUGGAUUUAGAAAUGUUUUGUUUUCCAGUAUUCUGUGGCCAUCUUGUUGGGUUGUAGCUAUUGUAUUUUGGUCGCUCUGUUUAUAUGAUAAAGAUCUAAUAUUCCCUGAACAGACAGCUGAAUUACUUCACCCUAUAUCUAACCAUAUAAUGCAUACACUAAUAGUACCUAUAUCUGUAUGGGAAGUAGUAUAUAGACCGAGAAGGCUGCCCAGAUCACAUAGGAAAAAUGUUUAUCAUCUUUUAUUUUAUUUCGCUUUUUAUUUUAUUGUAAUGAUCUACACAUACAUAGAAAGUGGUCUAUGGAUUUAUCCGAUUUUUGCAAAACUUUAUGGAACUAUCUUCUUCCCACUCAUACACCUAACAAUGGCGGGCAUAGCAAUAGUUGCUUACGUCAUACAAUGGCCGCUAGCGGAAUAUGUUUGGCGCCAAAAUAUAAAAAAAGCUAUUUAGUAUUUUGUAAAUUAGUGUUAAUUCUUGCUUAACACUACACAUUUACUUACAUUUUCGAUACAUUUAAAUGUUACGUACAAUUUUCUGAUGCUUUUCAAAUUAUGUAGUCUCAAUAUUAUUUUUAUUUUGAUAUCCAUAGUUGCACAGUGAAUUAAAUUUUUCUUUAGUUUCUAUAAUUCAUGAAACGUAUUUUUUUUCUCUGCGUGUUUAUUAUGUUUUCCUGCAACUGCUUGUCACAUUAAAUCUUGUAUUUUAUUUUCCUUAUGUACCAAUGUAUAAGUGUGCCGCAAAUAAAUUUUACAACCUAAUAAAUAUCAUAUGAUACAGUUUUUGUAAAAUAACUUUUAAUAUUAAUUAAGAAUUAACACGUUUAAAAGUAAUUUAGAUCGUGUAGUUGCAAAGAAAUUUUAAACAAAAUUUUAAACCCGUAAGGAAGAACUACGUUUACUGCUAGAAAGCUUCCAAUAAAACCAAAGAAAUGAAUAUUCUUCGAUAACUUUCGAAAAAACGAUUAACCAUGGACAUUGACCUAUCUAGCUGGUACUACACAGUUAAUUACUUGUCACAAACCGGGUCUUCUUAUAUUGGCUAUUAAAGCUAGACGCAUAUACUUUAUUGUAUUGGAAUUUGUAUCUUAAGUCAAAAGCAGAAGGCUUAAUAUCGUGAACUAUUACAAUUGAAUGCGUUUCUAGCUUACUUAUCUAAGCGCAUUUUAUGGCUUUUAUUACAAUGGUCUAAGGUAUUUAAUGUGUAAUCAUACAACCAACAUUAGUUUGUUACUAAAAUAGGUAAUGGGUCCGAUGCAUUCCACUUUUCACGGUCGAGACCAGUGUUGCUAUGGAAAAGAAAUUCCCGGAUAUGUUGUAAAUCAUUUGUAUUAAUAGUGUUUCGCAAUUGUUUUACUUACAAUAAAUACGAGCAAUGUAUCACAGAAUAAAUCCAAAGUUUUGUCAAGUAAUUAUUUAUUUGUUUAUUAAAUUAUAAAGAUGC